Molecule: messenger RNA, 1649 nt
Organism: Drosophila melanogaster (fruit fly)
Lineage: Eukaryota; Metazoa; Arthropoda; Insecta; Diptera; Drosophilidae
Gene: PGRP-SC1b
Product: peptidoglycan recognition protein SC1b
Exons: 1
Coding region: 31-588 (185 amino acids)
Biological process (GO): peptidoglycan catabolic process; innate immune response
Cellular component (GO): extracellular region
Molecular function (GO): N-acetylmuramoyl-L-alanine amidase activity; zinc ion binding; peptidoglycan binding
Source: RefSeq, marked reviewed
AGCGAUCGUCAACUAUUACAGCUGGUAAUCAUGGUUUCCAAAGUGGCUCUCCUCCUCGCCGUCCUGGUCUGCAGCCAGUAUAUGGCCCAGGGCGUCUAUGUCGUCUCCAAGGCGGAGUGGGGUGGUCGCGGCGCCAAAUGGACCGUAGGCCUGGGCAACUACCUCAGCUACGCCAUCAUCCACCACACCGCCGGCUCCUACUGCGAGACCCGUGCCCAGUGCAACGCCGUGCUGCAGAGCGUCCAGAACUACCACAUGGACUCCCUGGGCUGGCCCGACAUCGGCUACAACUUCCUGAUCGGCGGAGACGGCAACGUGUACGAGGGGCGUGGCUGGAACAACAUGGGCGCCCACGCCGCCGAGUGGAACCCCUACAGCAUCGGCAUCAGCUUCCUGGGCAACUACAACUGGGACACCCUGGAGCCGAACAUGAUCUCCGCCGCCCAGCAGCUGCUCAACGACGCCGUCAACCGUGGCCAGCUCAGCUCCGGCUACAUCCUGUACGGUCAUCGCCAGGUCAGCGCCACCGAAUGCCCCGGCACUCACAUCUGGAACGAGAUCCGCGGCUGGUCCCACUGGUCUGGUUAGAGUGGUUCCUGAAAAGGUUAUAAAAUAGUUUGAAUGAUAUAAUAGCGAAUUCUAUAUUUUCGGGGAUUCGGGUAUUGAUUUGAAUGCAGUCGUUUAAAGGGCAAAGAAGGGGACAUCCAAUUGCAAAGUCCUGCUCCUAUUAUCCAUCUUUGUUUUGCAACUGAACGCUCACGUUCAACUGUCCAAGUAUUCAUUCCCUCCCUUUUACUGAAACUUUUCAAAUUUAUAAAAUCAUGAGGAUGUGUGCCUGCUCAGAAAGUUACAGAACAUCGUCCGAACUCUUUUUUUGGAAGUAUUUUAGUUAUUUCUUUCAUGGAAAGCCAAAGCGGGUAAUACAAAAAUGUAAAAUUAACUUUCAAAACCGGACUGGGAUAUUAAAUACCGCCAAAACCAGCGGUCAACUUCACAAUCGGUAGCAGACCAGAGCCAACUAUUUGCCACUUGAACCGCAGUCUCAUUAACGACAUCCUCGUUAACAAAGUUGCUCUGAAUGGGUUUCAGUUGUUUUUGUGCUUAAUAACUUGCUUAAGCUUUCAGUUUUUAAGUUCAACUCCGUCCUGCCAUAAGGAAAGCACUUGGUGGCACUCGGUUGGUUGGACAAAGUGGAUUGACAAAGUGGUUACAGCCCAACGCACUCACCUUGCUGUCCCUCUGCAGGUCUUUCGAGCUGCACUUCUACUUCCGUGAUUACCUGUUACUUAUCAAGAUUUACGCGCUAUGUCUGGUCAUUGGAAAGCGAAAUUUCUGCAAGUCAGCUACCUUAACUUGUGGCUGAUAAGAUGAACUAUAGUUCUGUAAUGCCCCCUUUUAAUCAGUUGUUUAAUAAUUUUUGUUAUAACUAAAUACGUUAUAGUACCCAGCUCAGCAAGCACAAACCAUUUUAAAUAAAUAAUUUAACAUAUUCAUAUACGGUGGGAAACAUUUCAUACGGACAGCCGGAUGGAUAUACGGACGGGUUGACAGAGGGACGAAAAUAUGGUCGGAAACGCUACCUUCUACCUAUUAACAUACCUAUCGAUAAAUCUAUUCUACCCCUUUUACAUAACCUAAACUUAUAUUGU